This is a messenger RNA of Apiotrichum porosum, 3477 nucleotides long. RefSeq lists its product as uncharacterized. Gene Ontology annotation, cellular component: membrane. The transcript is spliced from 6 exons. Gene Ontology annotation, biological process: stabilization of membrane potential; potassium ion transmembrane transport. Gene Ontology annotation, molecular function: potassium ion leak channel activity. Bases 1 to 3477 code for a protein of 1158 amino acids. NCBI's taxonomy places the organism in Eukaryota, Fungi, Basidiomycota, Tremellomycetes, Trichosporonales, Trichosporonaceae. The record is from RefSeq and is a predicted model, not a curated record.
AUGGCGAUACACAUCAACGCGCAGGUGCAGGCCGCCAAGGCGGCUCCUCAGCACGAUAAAGAUGAUGGCCCAUGGCUGGGCGGUUGGAGCGGGUCAUGGCGUCACACCUUUGUCGCGGCUCUGCGAGCCAUCUUCGUCCCCGAUGAGCUGAGCAGCUCGCGCAACAUUGCAAAGUACUGCCCGCUCAUCGCUGCGGUGAUCGCUCCCAUGAGUACCCUCAUGGAUAUACCGGCCCUUAGUCAACAUUGGUAUACGUACAACGGGGGGCCAAUGCCUGAUCCAGUUGCGUGUGUGGUGCUCUCAGCCUUGGGCUUGGCCCUCAACGUCGUCGCCAAUAUGCUACUGGUUGUACGGUUCAGCGGAACAAGUAUUUGGAGGAAGGGUACAACCUUAUCGCUCUUCUUCUGGCUCGGCAAGACUCUUGUGGCUCUAGUCAACCUCAUCUACUUUGGAGCAACAACCCGCAAUGGAGAUGGUUUCCGCUAUGCGGAAGGAUUCUGGUGCGCCGUCGCUUCCAUCACCAUGUCGGGUAUCAUCUCUGUUUGCCUGCUCUUCCACUACUUCUUUGCAUUUGGUCACAAAGACGCCGAUCAGGAAGACAUCCGCCUCACUGGACGCAAGUUUAUGAUUUCAGUCACGUUCUUCAUGAUCCUAGUCGGCUUCCAGGCCCUCGCCUUUAACCAACUGGAACACUGGGCAUACCUCGACGCCAUCUACUUUUCAUUGCAGUGCGCGUUCACGAUCGGCUACGGUGAUCUCACGGCGCACACGGCAGCGGGCAAGGUGCUCGUCUUCCCCUUUGCGGUCCUCACCAUCUCCCAACUCGCCAACGAGGUCUCCCUUAUUGUCGACUUUGUCCGCAAGCGCUCACAAGAUAAGCGUGACCACUGGCGAAAGCGCUACUCGGUCGCCAUGCACCGCGAAGCGAUCAAGCGCAAACCAUACGCUACCCUCAUUGACGAAAUGUCGCUUAUCCACCAGAUCAACCUUCACCAGGAAACCAUGAUCCAGCUGUAUGACCUGUUCUGGUCUGGUCUCACCCUCCUGCUCUUCUGGCUCGUGGGCGGUCUCGUAUUCCACUACGUCGAAUUCUGGGGCUUUGGAAACUGCCUGUAUGCCGUCAUGGUCCUCUCCUUGACAAUCGGCUUUGGCGACUUCUGCCCCGUCACCCCUGGAGGACGCGUGUUCUGGAUCUGCUACGCGAUGAUGGCAGUGCCUAUCGUGACCAACUUUGCCGUCCAGACCGUCACCGGUAUUAUGUACACCUGGUCCGAGCACAGGUUUACGCGGUCGCGCUUUGAGAUGGAGCGCGAGCGUGACCCAGAGGUGUUUGCACCGCACUCGCACUUUAUCCUACGCCACCACGAGCAGUGGGAUCCCACACGCCACGAGUACCUCGCUACCAAGGUGGACUCGCCGAUCAAGAUCAAGAUGGACCCCAAUUGGGGAGCGAAUGCUCCAGUGCCCAAACCUCGUGGCAAGAACGGCGGCAACGGUGCUGAUAACAAUGUGGGCAAAAACGCAAGAAAGGAUAGUGCCGGCAGCAAGUUGAGUCUUGCCAGUCUCGCCAGCAAAGUCAGCAAGUUCAGCACUGCCAGCAAAUACAGCACUGCGAGCUCAAACGGCCGUGCCAGUCCCAAUGGCAAGGCCAGUAUGAACGGCGACACAGGGCGCUUGUCCGAGUCCAAGGCCAAAACCAAGCCCAAGGAGAUGGAAACGGUGGAAGAGCACGAGGUGUCGGACGAGGAACUGGACCAGAAGAACGAGACGGCUGAGGACCGCGUCGUCGCGGAGAUGCUCUCGGACAACGAUGCUCACAGUGACGUCGUUGAGGCUCUCGGCGCACCAGACAUGGACGACAGCAUGGAGACUGCCCAAGCCGAUGACAGCGGCGAUCCCGUGAAAGCUCUGCAGGACUAUGUGGCGAAGACCAGGUCCUCACCGUCGCCCCUCUCGACCGUGCGCACCACAUCCACUCCAGACCAUGACCCCAGCGAUGACGCCGACGACGAAGGGGGUGGUGACGACGGUGUGGAUGAUGACGAGGCCGACGAGAUCGCCAAAGCCGAGGCUGCCGCUGAUCCCAACAUGGACUCACCACAGUCUGGAGGGUCGCCGCGGAGACAAAGCCUUGACAAGCCCAAGCCGACGACCCUCAAGCACGAGAAGCCAGUACCUCAUCAGCCUGCAUGUGGACCCCGUCUCAUCAUGCCCGACCGUGACACAGAGAACAACGCGCACCACCUUGAGCUCAACCUAAUCAAGGAGCUCGUGGACCGCAUCACUCGCCUCGAAGCGCAGGGACGCCAGAUGUUGAUUGAUACCAUGGACCAGGACCUGGCGCGGACCCUCCUCCUUGCAGACCGCAACUUGCAAAUCCGUGACGCAUUCCAGCUGUACGGCGACAACAUUGACCUCAACAAGACGUUCAAGGAAGAAGCCGAGAAGACGCGCAAGGACCACAAGAAGAAUAACGAGUUCGAACGCCAAGCUCACAUUCUGGACACGGACGGGGCCGAAGACGACGACAUGCUCACUCGUGUCCGCCGGUACCGCAACACGUUUGCCGAGAUUCUCGUCCUCUCGUCUACCCUGCUGAAACUCGAGGGCGACGACUUGAAGCGCUUUGAGCGCUGGCAUGUCGGCGACCUGCACCAUUCCAAGCGCCGAAACCUCCACGAGGACCCCCAGAGGCCCAAAGGGUCACGCUUGAGGCGACUGUCCGACUGGUCCAAGGGUAGAAAGACGCCUUACAGGCCGAGGAAGGACCCAGAGAAAGCUGAACCCGAGGUCAAGAACGAGACGCAGCAUCACCGCAACUUCACCCACCACCACAGGAAGAAGGGCUUCCCCUCGGUGCCUACAGACGCUACCAACGACAGCGAGGCUCCAUCGUCGGCGCUGGGAACAUCCUCCGCUGCGCUGUUGCCCAAAUCCGACACGACAGGGACCGGUACCACGGGCAGUGGACCCCCGGCCGCACCACAGGCGUCUGACCGGAGCAAGCACGUCCAUGUGACUCUCCCCGCGGACCCCAACGACACGCGCGGCGAGGCCAACCCCAACCCCAACCCCAUCUCACCGACCCAGCACCCCUUCCGGCGCGCGGUAUGGCACCACAUGUCGUCCAACCUGCUCGGCGACGCGGACAAGGAAGCGGGCGAGGUCAAGGUGUCGGGCAUGUCCAAGGUCAAACACCUCGCGUCGUCCAAGAACCCCAAGGAGAAGCAGACGUGGGAGAGCCUCCGCAAGGAAUGGGACCACGACAGGGAGAUCCUCCGCAAACAUGUCGAGCUGAACCAUCACACACGGGCGAGGAUGAAGCAGAGAGAAGGACAGGCAGAGGAGGACGAGGAGGAGGAGGAGGAAGAGGGAGAGGUUGGAGAAGACGCCUCCACCGAGUCUGAGAGCAGGCCGCCGACGCCGCCCAGGAGGUCGCGGCGGUUCUCGGCCGGAGGAGGUUUGCUGCGCGAUUGA